AUGACGAACCGAUCGAAUAUUGGAGUACAGACCGGUCGAAACAUCCUGCUCUCCCAUUCUCUGUUGACUCGCCCCGUGUUGAUUUUGAUGGCCACGACAACUUCUACGGACUCUCUCAUAGAAGAACGGCGCAAAAGAUACCAUCGAAGCUCGAAAAGCGUCCAAUACUUGAGAGUUUCCAUCCAUCCGAUGACCCUAAACGCAAGGCAGCUGAACUUUAGCAACUUUCAUCUUCCGAGGGGCCAAUUCGGAGCGCUCAACAAGGAGGAAGCGAAUACCAAGAAGUUCCAUCUUCGAGGAAACCAGCUCCACGGACAACUUCCUUCCGCUGAUUGCGGAGUAAACCUCUACGGUGACUUUGCUCGCAACUGUGGAGUAGACCUCGACAGGCUGGCAUCUUCGUUUCAGGACCCUAUACCUUCCCCUCCACCAAGCUCACAAGUAACGCAAAGUGCUUGCUCGUCAAAGAAAAACUUAAAGGGUAAUACUGCCACAACGGCCUCCGACUCACAAGGUCCCAAGGAAACGGGCACAACGCCUCCCGAGGAAACAGCUGCAGAUAAACCCGAUGGGAACAACAAGAAACUGGGCGAGGAAGACAAAUGUCAGAAUCUGGUGAAAACAGCCGAUGGUCAGAGAUUCUUCGCUCUAUGCAUCAACACCGGUGGGCAUAAGAAACUUUCUGAGAUCCCUUUGGCGAAUAUCAAAUCGGACGAGCAGUUGUUUCUGGAGAUGAAGAAACGAUAUCGCGAAGUGCGUGGACAUUGGUCACGCAUCAACUUCCUAGUCAAGCCCAAGACUUUUAAGCUGUGGAGCUUCUUCCGUUCAUACAUAGCUGUCCUCCGUCGGCCCGACUGCCUGCCUCCCAAUACCGAUAUAGAUUAUGAACCUGGGUCAGCUCUACCACCAUCGGAAGCUUUCCUUCAUUAUCUCGAUCACGGCAUCGGGAAAAUUGAUUCAAACCGCAACAUAUGGCUCGAUAUUCUGCCGAAACGGCUCAUAGAACAUCCUCCAGGCUGCAAAGGGUAUGGCGUUCUCAUCACCGAAGGGCCAAACCACGAGGGCAUAUUCAUCGUCAGUAUGGUUGUACUGACAUGUAUUGUAUUUGCGAGCAUUUUGUGGUCAGUGGUAAAGAAGCAUGUCCAAGGUGGGACAGGCAUAGGAACUCUACUUGUGGCUUGUCACGCAAUAUUCUUGAAAACUUGGAUUGCCUGGCGAAGCGGCGACUAG
Molecule: messenger RNA, 1230 nt
Organism: Cucurbitaria berberidis CBS 394.84
Lineage: Eukaryota; Fungi; Ascomycota; Dothideomycetes; Pleosporales; Cucurbitariaceae
Exons: 4
Coding region: 1-1230 (409 amino acids)
Source: RefSeq, a predicted model, not a curated record